CUGCAGCUGAGCGAGCGGGCUACUGCAGAGUUAAUGUACAGUACCAGGGAGCCUGCAACUGUCCUGCUCAGAGCUGGGGAGGCACAGCCCAGGGCAGACAAGGCGGCUGCGAGGAUACCAAAGGUUCUGCCGGAAAUUCGGUGUGGGGGGACUCCAGCUGGAGCCUGUUGCCACUGUGUUUCAAAAGCAUGCAAGGUCUGUAUAGCCUCGGCAUGAGAAUCUUGCGGAUGUCAGAGCACCAGAGUAAAUGACAUCUAUUUGGGAACUGAAUUGGGGAGGUAAAGAGAACAGAGAGAAAAAGAAAGCCAGCCGAGUAAGAAAUUCUUAGACAACGUCUGCCUUGCAGCUGUGAAAUUCAUUUUCUUUUCAAGGCAACAAAUAUUAAAAGCUCACACACGGUUUUGACGACAACAAAUUAGAGGGGAUUCUGCAGUGAGAGAAUCGAUAGCUUAGUCAUUUUACUUAAAGAGAGCAGACAGCCUUAUUGUGGGGUUAGGCGGCAGAUGAAUUUCAUCACCACAGCGCCUUCUGAAGUCAUGAUGGGAGCCAGCACCAAUCCUGUCCUGCAAAGCAGAAAUUACUCAUUGCCUUCCUACUUCAGCAUUCGAAACCAGCAAUUCUGAGAUCGGGAGAAGAAGUUGCCUUGCGCUAUACAUGGUUUCUAGUCCCUCUGCCCAGGUCUUUGUCGGACACCUCUCAGACUCAGACAGUAGCACUGCGUUAAAGUGACCACACGGGAAUAUGUUCCUAAGAAAGAAGAAAAAGCAGUAUUCAUCCCUAAAGGACAGUAUGGCACAGCGACCUGAAGUUUUCCAUUUCCCUCCCAACACUUCUUUAACAAGGAUAACAAGAAACUGUCUUUUGACUCCUUUUUGUUCACAUUCCAUAGUCCUUUCUAUGAGGAUGCAUUAAUUCAUACUCAAGACACUUGGAUCUCACCAGGACAAUACUCGCCAUCAUUUAGGAGUAGAGACUGGACUGGUUCUAUUAGUGUGUUCACUGGUAGGAGCUACAUGGAUGGACUCAGACCUGCAGAACUCUGUGAUGUUUCUUUCUCCAAAUCCUGGAAGGGCUUUUGUUUUUGCUGUUUGUGUUUUUUUCUGGGGGGCGUGAUUUUUUGGGGGGGUUGAAAUUCAUUACUUGUUGCAAUAAUUAUCCAUGAUCGAUGCUCAAACCAGAGUGUUGGGAUUCAUCUGUGAAAAUCACUACAUGCAACAUAGGAGACGGGGAAAAUAUUAAUGACGGAAGAGCUGCGAACAUGAUGCAUGUGAAUACCUUCCCUUUCAGAAGGCAUUCCUGGAUAUGUUUCGAUGUGGACAAUGGCACAUCAGCGGGACGGAGUCCCUUGGAUCCCAUGACCAGCCCAGGGUCUGGGCUGAUUCUCCAAGCAAACUUUGUCCACAGUCAACGCCGGGAGUCCUUCCUGUACCGAUCUGACAGCGAUUAUGAUCUCUCUCCAAAGUCUAUGUCCAGGAACUCCUCGAUUGCCAGUGAUAUACAUGGAGAUGACUUGAUUGUGACCCCAUUUGCUCAGGUCUUGGCCAGCCUGCGAACCGUACGAAACAACUUUGCUGCAUUAACUAAUUUGCAAGACCGGGCACCCAGCAAAAGAUCACCCAUGUGCAACCAACCAUCCAUCAACAAAGCUACCAUCACAGAGGAGGCCUACCAGAAACUGGCCAGCGAGACCCUGGAGGAGCUGGAUUGGUGUCUGGACCAGCUAGAGACCCUGCAGACCAGGCACUCCGUCAGUGAGAUGGCCUCCAACAAGUUCAAAAGGAUGCUUAAUCGGGAGCUCACUCAUCUCUCUGAAAUGAGUCGGUCUGGCAACCAGGUGUCGGAGUACAUAUCAAACACAUUCUUAGAUAAGCAACAUGAAGUGGAAAUCCCCUCUCCAACUCAGAAGGAAAAGGAGAAGAAGAAGAGGCCGAUGUCGCAGAUCAGCGGGGUCAAGAAGUUGAUGCACAGCUCCAGCCUGACUAAUUCAUGUAUCCCCAGGUUUGGGGUUAAAACAGAGCAGGAAGAUGUUCUGGCCAAGGAACUGGAAGACGUGAACAAGUGGGGCCUCCACGUUUUCCGAAUAGCAGAGCUGUCUGGUAACCGGCCUCUGACUGUUAUCAUGCACACCAUUUUUCAGGAACGAGAUUUGUUAAAAACGUUUAAAAUCCCAGUAGACACUUUGAUUACGUAUCUUAUGACUCUGGAAGACCAUUACCAUGCUGACGUGGCCUAUCACAACAACAUCCAUGCUGCAGAUGUCGUCCAGUCCACUCACGUGCUGCUCUCUACACCCGCUUUGGAGGCUGUGUUCACAGACUUGGAGAUUCUCGCAGCCAUUUUUGCCAGUGCAAUACAUGAUGUGGAUCAUCCUGGUGUGUCAAAUCAAUUUCUGAUCAAUACAAACUCGGAACUCGCUCUGAUGUACAACGACUCCUCCGUCCUAGAGAACCACCACCUGGCGGUGGGCUUUAAGUUGCUCCAGGAAGAAAACUGUGACAUUUUCCAGAAUCUGACCAAAAAGCAAAGACAAUCUUUAAGGAAAAUGGUCAUUGACAUUGUCCUGGCGACAGACAUGUCGAAGCACAUGAACCUGCUGGCUGAUCUGAAAACGAUGGUUGAAACUAAGAAGGUGACGAGCUCCGGCGUCCUCCUCCUUGAUAACUAUUCUGACAGGAUCCAGGUCCUUCAGAAUAUGGUGCACUGCGCAGACCUGAGCAACCCCACAAAGCCACUCCAGCUGUACCGCCAGUGGACAGACCGGAUAAUGGAGGAGUUCUUCCGCCAGGGGGACCGGGAGCGGGAGCGUGGCAUGGAGAUAAGUCCCAUGUGUGACAAGCACAAUGCCUCUGUGGAAAAAUCACAGGUGGGCUUCAUAGACUAUAUCGUUCAUCCACUCUGGGAGACGUGGGCAGACCUUGUACAUCCCGAUGCCCAGGACAUUUUGGACACUUUGGAGGACAAUCGUGAGUGGUACCAGAGCACAAUCCCCCAGAGCCCCUCCCCUGCACCUGAUGACCAAGAGGAGGGCCGGCAGGGACAGACUGAAAAAUUCCAGUUCGAACUAACCUUAGAGGAAGACUGUGAGUCAGACACUGAAAAGGACAGUGGAAGUCAAGUGGAGGAAGACACUAGCUGCAGUGACUCUAAGACUCUGUGCACCCAAGACUCAGAGUCCACUGAAAUUCCCCUUGACGAGCAGGUUGAGGAGGAAGCUGUAGCGGCAGAAGAGAGCCAGCCCGAAACUUGCGUCGCAGAUGAUUGUUGUCCUGACACGUAACAGUAUAAAGGCUGUCCCACUCUUUCCUUUUUUUUUUUUUUUUUCCUUUUUUUUUU
This is a messenger RNA of Mus pahari (shrew mouse), 3333 nucleotides long. RefSeq names its product phosphodiesterase 4D (gene Pde4d). The transcript is spliced from 15 exons. Gene Ontology annotation, molecular function: transmembrane transporter binding; ATPase binding; 3',5'-cyclic-AMP phosphodiesterase activity. NCBI's taxonomy places the organism in Eukaryota, Metazoa, Chordata, Mammalia, Rodentia, Muridae. The record is from RefSeq and is a predicted model, not a curated record. Bases 1166 to 3277 code for a protein of 703 amino acids. Gene Ontology annotation, biological process: cAMP catabolic process; regulation of cardiac muscle cell contraction; signal transduction. Gene Ontology annotation, cellular component: nucleus; cytosol; perinuclear region of cytoplasm.